GGUAGAAAUUCUGCUUCCCAAUUGCGAUUAAUUUGAGGUUAUGUGUCUGUCGCCUAUAGAAAGGUUAUACAUAAUAGUGGCAUGUUACGGGAUGGACGAUGAAUAAGCUAUUAUCUAUUCCGAUCAAGGAAGCUAGUCGGGAGAUCUGUGGUGGUACGGUGCGACCAUCCGAGAUCUGUAAGGCCUCCAUUAAAUUGACUUCAAUCGUCAAGCCUUUAAAUCCUUAUAUCAACGUGACAAAUGAUGUUGCGGGAGAGCAGGCAAGCUCCGCCGAUGAGAGACAACAGAGAAACUCGUUACUGGGACAGCUCGACGGCAUUCCCAUUGCCGUUAAGGACAACUAUUGUGUCAAGGGUAAACCUACGACCUGUGCUUCUCGGAUGUUGGCAAACUUUUCCCCGGGCUACAACGCCACCGUCUACGAGAAGCUCAGGACGCAGGGAGUUGUUUUGAUCGGCAAAACUAAUCUUGAUGAGUUUGCUAUGGGCUCUGGCACUGUAGAUUCGCUUUAUGGACCAACAAAAAAUUUAUGGGGCUCAGAAGUGUUGUCUCAAUUUUAUUCGUACGGGUCUGACGAUUCGCAGGUCACUACAAGGAAACUCCAUGAAAAAGAUGCAUGGCGCAUAGCAGGUGGCAGUAGUGGAGGUUCGGCGGUUGCAGUAGCUACAGGUACCUGUUAUGCAGCCUUGGGUUCUGACACUGGUGGUUCUACUCGCAAUCCUGCGUCCUAUUGUGGUCUAGUUGGCUUGAAACCAACUUAUGGUUUGGUAUCACGUUAUGGUCUUAUUCCUCUAUUAAAUUCAAUGGAUGUACCUGGUAUUCUCGCGAGAACAGUAGACGAUGCUGUAUUAAUUUUAAAUGCCAUAGCUGGUCCCGACCAAGCAGAUCCCACUACUGUACAGAGAGAAUAUGUUCCAAUUAACUUAUCCGAAACGAUAGAUAUUAGUAAUCUUAGGAUUGGGAUACCAAAGGAGUACGGAGUACAAGGCAUAAGUGAAGAAAUUGCAGAAUGUUGGGAAAAAGUCUCUUGCCUUCUGAAAGAAGCAGGAGCCAGUGUCGUCCCAGUGUCGUUACCACAUACCGAUUACUCUAUAGUAUGUUAUUCCGUUUUAAAUCGAUGCGAUGUAGCUAGCAACUUGGCUUGUUAUGACGGCAUAGAAUAUGGUCACAGAGCCAAUGAAUGGAGUUCGGCUCACAAACUGUACAAGAAAACUAGAUCGGAAGGUUUCAAUAAUGUGGUCAAAGGUCGUAUAUUAGUCGGGAAUUAUUUUCUUUUGGCGGAAAAUUACGAGAAAUAUUAUGUUAAAGCAAUGAAGAUGCGUAGAUUAAUCGCGCAGGAUUUUGAUGUUGUAUGGAAUAGUAAUGUAGAUCUUCUGCUGACUCCAACUACGCUGACUGAAGCCCCGAGAUACGACGAAUUUGUACAACUGGACAAUCAGACGCAAUGUUUGAUUCAGGAUCAUUGUACGCAACCCGCGAAUAUGGCUGGUUUGCCUGCGAUCAAUGUACCAAUCAAACUCUCUCGCAAUAGGUUACCUUUGUCCUUGCAAUUAAUGGCGCCGCUCUUUCACGAACAGAGGCUACUUACAGUGGCAAAGUGGAUCGAGCAGACAGUACGAUUUCCGAGACUCGAAUUGAAGAAUUCAUGUUUGCUUGAAUAAAAUAAC
Molecule: messenger RNA, 1667 nt
Organism: Trachymyrmex cornetzi
Lineage: Eukaryota; Metazoa; Arthropoda; Insecta; Hymenoptera; Formicidae
Gene: GatA
Product: glutamyl-tRNA(Gln) amidotransferase subunit A, mitochondrial
Exons: 2
Coding region: 99-1661 (520 amino acids)
Biological process (GO): mitochondrial translation; glutaminyl-tRNAGln biosynthesis via transamidation
Cellular component (GO): glutamyl-tRNA(Gln) amidotransferase complex; mitochondrion
Molecular function (GO): glutaminyl-tRNA synthase (glutamine-hydrolyzing) activity
Source: RefSeq, a predicted model, not a curated record